This is a messenger RNA of Monoraphidium neglectum, 290 nucleotides long. RefSeq lists its product as hypothetical. The transcript has 3 exons. The annotation marks the transcript as partial. Lineage: Eukaryota; Viridiplantae; Chlorophyta; Chlorophyceae; Sphaeropleales; Selenastraceae. The record is from RefSeq and is a predicted model, not a curated record.
AUGCGCCUGGACACUGAUCAGCUGGAGCUCCUGAGCCGCCCCUCAGCAGAGUCCAGUGACCUCACACUGCUGAGGAAGCUGCGCUGCCUGCGCCUGCGGGUGCCGUACCUGUCGCGCCGCGCCCUGUGGCUGGAGGUGGCGGCGCUGCCCGGCCUAACAGAGCUGCGCGUGGACGUCGCGCGGUGCGCGCCGGGCAGCAGGUUCCACCUGCGGGACGCCCUGGUGCCCCUCAGCUGCCUGCCCGGCCUGCGGACGCUGCACCUGGCUGGCUUCCACUCGCUGUGUGACAG